AGGAACCCGGGGCUGAGUGGUUGUGUAGCGGGUCCGUGUGGUGGUUGCCUCCUGCGGGUCUCGGUAAAAACCAAACCUCAACAAUUCUCCCCUUUAAACAUUUUUUUUUACACAUUUCUUCAAGUUAAGCUUAAAAAAAAACGACCACUCCACAAAGAUGCCCAAGAAGAAGCCAGAACCCUUGCAAAUCACCCACACGGUCGGAGACUGCGUUCCUGUGGGAAACCCCACCACGUCCACCGAGGCCAACCUGGAGGAGCUGCAGAAAAAGCUGGAGGAGCUGGAUCUUGACGAGCAGCAGAAGAAGCGGCUGGAGGCGUUCCUCACGCAGAAGCAAAAGGUGGGCGAGCUCAAGGACGACGACUUUGAGAAGCUGAGCGAGCUCGGCGCCGGCAAUGGCGGCGUCGUCACGAAGGUCCUGCACAAGCCCUCGGCGCUCAUCAUGGCUCGCAAGCUCAUCCACUUGGAGAUCAAGCCGGCGAUCCGAAACCAGAUAAUCCGCGAGCUGCAGGUGCUGCACGAGUGCAACUCCCCGUACAUCGUGGGCUUCUACGGGGCCUUCUACAGCGACGGGGAGAUCAGCAUCUGCAUGGAGCACAUGGACGGUGGCUCCCUGGACCUCGUGCUCAAGAAGGCCGGGCGCAUCCCGGAAGAGAUCCUGGGCAAGGUCAGCAUCGCGGUCAUCAAAGGACUGGCAUACCUGCGAGAGAAACAUCAGAUCAUGCAUAGAGACGUGAAGCCAUCGAACAUCCUGGUGAACUCGCGCGGGGAGAUCAAGCUGUGCGACUUCGGCGUCAGUGGGCAGCUCAUCGACUCCAUGGCCAACUCGUUUGUGGGCACGCGCUCCUACAUGUCGCCGGAGCGCCUGCAGGGCACUCACUACUCGGUGCAGUCGGACAUCUGGAGCAUGGGCCUCUCGUUGGUGGAGAUGGCCAUUGGCCGCUACCCGAUCCCACCUCCCGAGGCCAAGGAGCUGGAGGGCAUCUUCGGCAAGGCGGUGAGCGAGGGCGCCGAGGCGAUGCAGAACAACACGUCGCCUCGGCCAAGGCCACCGGGACGCCCCGGCAGUGCGUACAACAUGGAUGCACGGCCUCCCAUGGCAAUCUUCGAACUGCUGGAUUACAUCGUGAAUGAGCCACCACCCAAGCUGCCUUGCGCCGUCUUCACGCAGGACUUCCAGGACUUUGUAAAUAAAUGCUUGAUAAAGAACCCGGCAGAGCGAGCCGACCUCAAGUAUCUGAUGACGCACGCAUUCAUCAAGCGCUCCGAAGCCGAGGAAGUGGAUUUUGCCGGAUGGUUGUGCAAAACCAUGAGCCUCAACCAGCCAAGCACCCCUACGCACACCAGCGCUUGAUCCGACGAUGCAAGCACACGCGCGCGCACACACACACGCGCGCGCGUGUGGGCACUUACACGCUUGCGCAUGCACGCUUGCGCACGCGCACUCACCGCGGUCCAAAAUCUCUUUGCUACAACACUGCCUAACUCCCCGGGACGCCGUUCGUUGUUGGGCGGCUUAAGGCGCACGCAAAGUCGUAAUCUGACUCAAAAGUGAUCAUCGUUACAUUUUUCAAAUCUGUUUUUUUUCCCGCGUAAUUUGUGUGCGUGUCAAUAGGUGCACGCAAACACAACAACACUUGCUCCCAACAGUACGUGUGGCUAUGGGGAGCGGUGUCACAGCGGUUUGCGCACUGCGCCACGGAAGCCUGCGACUCGAGUUUGAUUCUCAGCCAGUUUAUCUUCUCGUACGGACAUCAAACCGGAGCGGUCGAGGAGUGGGAAAUCAGUCUCCGUACACAAACAUGGGGCCGUACAGACACGUGCGUGCAUGUGCACAGAUAUGUGUUGUAUCUGUAAGGGGAGCGGUGGUGUUGUGGUUAGCACACCUGCGCAUCAAACCCGGUGACCUGGAUUUGAUUUGCGGCCACGGCGAGCAUCGGCGGUGGCCUAUGUCGGAACUCGGGCGGCCGGGCGUGGUUCUAGCCACACCUCAUGCGCCAUUCUAAGCCUUAAUUAGGCGCUCGCUCACGACACUUGCUCCAACGGUCUGUCAGGCGAUCUUUGUCCAUCUGUCGGGCUACGCGAGCGAUCUUUGUCUUUGUGCGCGGCUCUCGCAUGUUUAUUUGGUGUUAGCGAUCACGGCGCUGACACUGCUGAUGCAACUUGCCGAGGCUGCUUCUGUUGCUCACUUGCGGAGGAGUGGUCAAUCCGGCUUCCCACUCCCAAACCCUGUCCCCCCCCCCACCUCCCUCUACGGCAGUGGUGUGCGGGUGCAGUAGAUAUCCGCGGAAGUUCCGUUCCUUUGGCAGGCUUACCCGAGCGGUCAGCGUCUCUCACGAUCCUGCCAUGUGCUGGGUCGAUUAUUCUGUCGCAGGAUCAUGGGCGAUGGCAACGGCUUGGGGAGGCCUCCAUCCAGCAGUGGGAUUGAUGAUGGGCCUUAGUCAUCUGGUUAGGGGUUUGAACUCAUAAUAUCAGGGCUGCUAACCCUGCUCAUUGAAAAGAAUACAAUGCGCACAUUAACAACGGAGAGCCGUCGUGCUUGAUGAAUGAGUAAAAUGUGCGUGGUACAAUUAGGGUGCGACGUUGCGUAUGGGGACUUGGGUGGUAAUCGUAGCGGCCAAGCCAUCGACAUUCAACGGGUCUCACCCCCCUCCACCACUCCGAGCUCAGCACAGAUGGAUUCGGUCCAUUUUUUGUGCCGCCACUUUGCAGUCCCAUAUAUUACAUGCUAAUCUGUUUAUAGGAGACCCCAGAACAAUGCAAAUUUGGAGAAAAUAGUUUAUUUCGAAGCCAUGACACAUCUCUCCCACCGAUCUCGAUAUAAUACCAUCGUUACUGUAACAUUGAGGAGCCAUCGCUUUCACAAAAUCCAAUCGGCUGUUGAGAAGAGGGUAAUUCGAAAUCAGCGAGGUGUCUAUAGGGUGUCAAUCACUUUUCUAGGAUCUGCGGGGAAUGCUUUCAGAGUUUCAGAUGACUGAAGUUGAGAAGUAUCCAAAGGCCGUGUCCGUGUGAAUUUUCAGAUGAUCGUAAAAAAUCACGCGGCUGCCCCCCCCACCACCCCCGCAACUGGUGCCGCCGAAACGACGUCUGCAGAUUUUCCCAACACGCGCCGCCGUAGUCGUAGAGUCGGGUGACGUCGUCAGCGCCAAGACGCACAGCUAGCGCGGUGUAGAUUAUCGGGAAUUGUCCUGGACGAUCCAAAAUGCAAAAUUUCGAUUUAAAGCUUUCGUGACUGCAGGGAUUCAUCUUCUUGGUUCUUUCGGUAAAGUCACGUAGAAGGGAAGUAAUAAAAUAAUAAAAAUAAAACAUAAUAAAAUAAUUCUCACGUUUCGGCCACAACACAGGAGGACGUCUGCUUGCGUUGUGGCCGAAACGUCGUGAGAAUUAUUUUAUUAUGUUUUAUUUUUAUUAUUUCCCUUCUACGUGACUUUACCGAAAGAACCAAGAAGAUGGAUCCAAAAUGCGUUGUUUCCCCCUCCCCUGAAAGCUGCAGCAGAUGCACGGGGGGGGGGGAGGGGGCCCGCAGAUCUCGACACGGCCAUUGUAACACGGAGGAGCCCACGUGACGCGCGCGACUGUGCAAUGUGAGAAUGGAAUUCCUACCAGGUGCCAUAAAUAACGACGAGGAGAGGACCAAUAUCUCCGCGAGCCGAAUAUAAUCCGCGCAGAAUAUGAUAUACUGUAGACUUGUAAUUAUAUUGAAGGCAUACGAGAAGUCCACAUAAUUUCAUGUUAAAAGAGGUUAGAUGUAUAUUAUUAUAAUUUCAGUUGGUCGAUAUUCUUUAUUUAACCAGGCAAGAACUAAUUGAAAUUAAUUGCUCCCUAUUUUCUUUUUUUUGCAAGACAAAGACCCUGGGGAAUUGAUUAUUGCCGGGGUGGAGCAUUUAUUAUAGAUGGAGUAAUUCUACUCUGCGCACACUUUGAGGAUUUUGGUUGUUUAUGUAACGUAACGAGAGCCUCUUGUAAACCGACUUCGUAGCUCGCGUGCAUUGCCGCAUCGGUUUUACAUUUCCAUGGCAAUUUGACGUUUACCGUACCAUGCUUUGCUGCGACAAGGUUGGUUUUCCUACCGGAUUGUAAGAUACUUCCACACUCCCGGAACCUGUGCCGACAAUUAUGCAAAUCACACACGCACGCACCACGUACCUCGAACCGGCUAUAAAGACGCACCUCCCAACUUUUGCCUGAAAAUUUUGCGGGAACAAGUGCAUGAUGAUUCGAGAGAAAUAAUACGGUGAUUCAAGCUCGUGAUAUGGGGGUUGGCAGAAAGAAACAAACUGAUGGAACAGGAUUCUUUUGGACCAAUAGGGGAUUCAAUCGGACCAAUAAUAAUGGAGUUAACAUUCUGACAAGUUUUACAAAGAAUGUUGUUAACUCUUACUGAACAAAAUUCCGAAACGUGAGUUGGAUCCUGUCUUCAAAAAAAGUGUCAAUGUCGUGUGCGUGGCUCAUGAAUUCAGUUCCAAAUGGUGGAGAACACUGGUCUUGAUACAGAAAAAAAUCUGCAUGGAAAGUUUUUUUUAAUGGAACACAAUCUCCAUUCCACAAUGUAUGUCGAACUUAUUUUGCACCGUACGCAGCAAAACCGUGCUUGGGAAGGACAAACUAAACACACGACAGUUCUAAAAAAAUGAGUUCAAUUCACAUUUUAAAGUGCAUAGCUUAACUAGGAGUGUGCUUAUGUGAUAACUUUUCAAAAACACGCAAGCGCUCAGUGUGAGAGUGGGGCAUGCAUAGCCAACUGAGACUUCGUUUGUUUUAUACAUUUCACUCUUGUUGUUCGUGCAUAACAAUGGUUUUGUUCAUUAAUAAUGUAAUUUUUUGUUAUAAUGCCACUUAUCCAUUAAAGCCUCACCGAGUCUGAAGAUCAUUUCCAGGAAGGGUGCUGCUGCUGCUACCUUUUGGGAUGUUUAGCCAAGUCCGUUUGUGAAAGUGUUUUUGCUUCGUGUGAAAGGAAGAAUUUGCUGUACUGGUCGUCCCCCCCCCCCUACCCAAGAGGGGAUGAAACCCAGCAUACACACGAAUGGGUUCUUCAACACAUUUUUACUGCUCUGCCAUUUUUUUUGCAGACCCCAGUGCGUGUUUUUUUUUUUCCCGGACAGUUUCAACAAAUCUCUGUACGCGACCCGUGAACAAUUUUUCCUCCAAAAAACACUGCACUGCAGCCCCCCCCCCCACCACCACCAAAAAAAAAGAUGACGUUGCGAUGGAAAGUUAUCAAAUGGUCACGUCACACGGUGGCCCGUGACGCGAAAUUUUGUUUCUGUAUAAGGAGUCGUCGUUGACAUCGCUUUGAGAACAAGCUCUCAGAUUGGAGGUACUUUGGAGGAAUAAUUCACCCCUCAUAUGAUCUAUCACAUUCUUCGGAUAACACUGGUCAACACACUUUUUCUGGCAUAAGGUAUUCCAACGGUUUUAAUGUAAUUUUGGGGUGCUGAUUUCACAUCUGGCAUCAUUUUUUGUCUAUCACAUCAGGUUUUUGAGAUAUCAAAUAUUGCAUUUUUCAAUAAAAAUUGCAGAAGAAAAAUAUUAAAUAAAUGUGGAUAUCUACAUAAAAUGAUAUUAUAAACACACUAUCCUAAAAAUACAGCACCAUAUUUUAACACUUAAGCAGUCACUGACUCGCAACAACUUGCAAUAAUAAGUGACAGUUAAUUUCGGGUAAAAUCAAUGAAAAUGGGGUAUGCCGAUAGCAUAAAAAUGAGAUGUGAUAGAGCAAAUCUGAGAUCAGAUUUGGAAUCGGCACCCUGAAAUUAGUCUAAAACAGCUGCAAAAGUCCAGGCCAGAAUUUUUUUUUUUGUUGACCAGUGUUAUCUAAAUGAAACGCUCUGGUAAAGUUAAGACGCACCCCAUAAACAAAAAAAAACUUGUGGUCCUGCAUCAGUAACGCUCUCCAGAUCCGGCCACACGCACGCACUCCUACCUGAUAAUAACAUUAAAUUCUAGAUUUGAACUUUUCGUGACUGCAAGGAUCCAUACUCUUUGAGUUUUUUCGGUAAAGUCACGUAGAUGAAAAAGAAGAAUAAAAUGAAAAUAACUACAUUAAAUCAAUUUAAAUGUGAUUUAAUUUUAAAAUAGUAAAAUGAAAAUAACUAAAAUCAAUUAAAUGUGAUUUAAUUUAGUUAUUUUCAUGUUAUUUUUUUUAAUGUACGCGACUUUACCGAAAGAACCAAAGAGUAUAACAUUAAUCCCUUAUCAGUAGUUACAUUAUUACAGAUGAAUUCAGACCUUAUUGGUCACCCCGUGCCCUUAUACAUCUCAACGUUCAUCCUAUAACGUUCCAUCACAAGGGAGAAACAAACAGACUGUUUAGUUGUUGCCCGUAUUGACCUGAAAAUGAAAUGUCCCUGUACACGAAUACGGGUAAACCGGAUAGGUUGACGGGGAUGUUAUAAAGAUGCACCUCCAAACUUUCGCUUUUAAAUACAGUACAGAUGAGGAACCUGCUCAUGGUCUGGAGAACACGGUGAUCUUAUACAGAUGGGUGAAAAAUGUAGAUCGUUUGACAAUUACUAAAAAAAAUCACUAAGUUUUAUAUAGUAGUGGAUUCGCUUAACAAGUCUCUGAACUUUACGCAUUAGUUCGUUAUGAGCACCCUUGGUGCGCAUCCAUCCAUGUGUACACGAUGGUCUCUAGGAGAUCUCAGUCCCCUGUGAUCGAUCGAGAUCGCGGCUGGUCACGGCCCGUGGAUGGUACGGAGCGGCAGCGGUGACACGUGGUGGCUUGUGACGUCACGGCACCGCGAGGCGGCAUGGGUAAUUUUAAUACGGUGGUAAAAAACAUUCCCGUUUGCCGACGGGGGGUAGAAUAAAACAAGUUUGUACGUCGUAGGCCAGCCUUGUGUUGGGAAGUAACAAAAUAAGCCCGUCAGCGUUUUACAGGUUAAGGGCCGGCCAUAAAUGACGUGGGGGGGAGAAAUGUGACGUCACAUCAAAAUGCGCAACUUUAAAUAAAUAUAGAAUUGUUAUAACGACACUAAUUGUUAUAGCAACACUCCUACAACAUCAGAGUGCAGCGCCACAUUAAAUACGCACUACAAUGACAAUCGUUUUAAGGCGAUUUGAAGCAUGUUUUAUUUUCACAAUGGAAAUAUGGUUUUGGGGGGGGAGGGGGGGCAGAGCUUUGUGACGUCAUAUUUUAGGGAGGGUCUGACUUUGGGACGAGGGGGGGGGUCAAAAAUCUUCCAAAAUCGCGUGACGUCAUUUAUGGACGGCCCCUUUAGGGCCGCGCGAGUUCAGGCGAUGCCGCGCGUCUUACGCGGGAGGAUGCGCGUGGCGCACAUAGGUGCAGUAUUCAUUCGGCAGUGGACCGAGAGGCCGUGAUGCAAAGGAAGUUUGGGACGUCGGGAGCGGAUGUCCUUCAAACAAAACAAAAAUUAACCCGUAAAAACAAAGUUUUUCACUAUAAAUCCUUUAUAUGCGUGUUCAAUGGGCCACAACCCAGCCCACAUUGGUCUUUGAAACGGGCGGCUAGAGUCCUCUCGUCCUCUGGCUUGAGAUGGCUGCCACCUAUGGGUCAGAUAAUUGUCUGCCACCAUUAAGCAAUUGGUAAUUACAUAUAAAAAAAACAUUUUCUUAAAAGGUGUAAAAUUUUGGAUUUUUUUAUUUACGAAAAUACAUUGUCACGCACAACGAGUCUGUGUGCAAAAUGUCAGCUGGAUUGGAUCACGGGAAGUGGGUUAAAAAACGACCGAAAGAUUUGCACGGUCCUAAGCAAGCAAGUGAACUUAAUAUAAAGGAUUUAAAAAGGGGGCUGCGGUGUCUGUCCCAAAAUAAUUUCUACGUUGCUGGCAUUGAUGUCACGACUUCAAAUGCCAGUGGGGGGGGGGUUGACUGAAAUAUAAAGGUUUCGUUUAAUUAAUUUCACUUUGUCCAUAGAACAAAAGAGAGGAGGAGGGGGGGGCAGUUGAAUUAAAAUCUUGGGGAGCAGAAACGCUGAAUCAAGAUUCAUAAUAACGCUUUUUUGGGGUUAGCGUGAGUAUAAAUGUGUCGUUAAACCCGCCACAAUUAGUAAAGUUGGUCACGGUAACAACACGUGCCAAUUACUACUACAGCCCACCCGGUGGUGUUGGAGAGUAAAUCCACAAUAUUUACUAUUAGAGUACCGGGACGUUUCGCUGGUAAUUACAUUCAGCAUCAUCGGACGAUUUUGCCAGACGUAGGUUAACAACGCAUUUACACUUACGCCAUCGUAUCCCAAGAAAAUUAAAACAUUUAUUACGAAUAAUAUUGGUCGCAAAAGCCAACUGCGUGUCAAACUGAUGGCAUCGAAAGGAGACUGUAAACGUAUCGCAGCGGUGAGAAUGAACUUUGCUAACAUCAAAGCGAAGGAACCCUUGGUUGCUGUGCCGGAUUAAGCUAGUGCGGGGCCUGGUGCA
Molecule: messenger RNA, 8377 nt
Organism: Lethenteron reissneri (Far Eastern brook lamprey)
Lineage: Eukaryota; Metazoa; Chordata; Hyperoartia; Petromyzontiformes; Petromyzontidae
Product: dual specificity mitogen-activated protein kinase kinase 1-like
Biological process (GO): protein phosphorylation
Molecular function (GO): ATP binding; protein kinase activity
Source: RefSeq, a predicted model, not a curated record